Messenger RNA from Onychostruthus taczanowskii (white-rumped snowfinch), 3600 nucleotides. RefSeq names its product atlastin GTPase 2 (gene ATL2). Lineage: Eukaryota; Metazoa; Chordata; Aves; Passeriformes; Passeridae. The transcript is spliced from 14 exons. Gene Ontology annotation, biological process: protein homooligomerization; endoplasmic reticulum organization. The record is from RefSeq and is a predicted model, not a curated record. Gene Ontology annotation, molecular function: GTPase activity; GTP binding. Bases 145 to 1929 code for a protein of 594 amino acids.
AGCGCCUGCUGGCACGGUGCAGAGGGAGGAGCGCUCCAGCUGGAAGAGUUGGGAAGCUCUGCUGACUGCCUGCAGCACUGCACAGUCUGGAAGGAGGAGUGGGAAUCUCCUGGUCACUAGUUUGGACUCGGAAGCCUGAAGCAGAUGAGGAGAGCGGUUGGUAAGCGCAGAAGCACCAAUGGAGAUGUCUCCAGCUCAUCCCAGGACCCUCAGCCCUCCAAGGUGGAUCAUGGCUCUGUUCCCCAGCCCAGCAGUGGUGCUCAGCAUGCUUCAGGUAAGCUUUAUGAAGAAGAAGAGGACGAUGCCCUGCCAGACUCAGAUGCCCUGCCAGACUCGGAUGACGAGGUGGAACUGGAUAAGCCGCGCCCCAUACAGAUUGUCCUUGCUCAUGAAGAUGACCAUAACUUUGAAUUAGAUGAAUCAGCAUUGGAAAAAAUCUUGCUUCAGGAACAUAUUAAAGAUCUUAACAUAGUAGUUGUGUCUGUAGCAGGAGCUUUCCGCAAAGGAAAAUCUUUUUUGCUGGACUUCAUGCUUAGAUACAUGUAUAACAGGACUUCUCCUUGCUGGAUAGGUGGAAACACCGAGCCAUUGACCGGGUUUACAUGGAGAGGUGGAUGUGAACGGGAAACCACUGGCAUUCAGAUUUGGAGUGAAGUGUUUGUAAUUGAAAAACCUAAUGGAACAAAGGUUGCUGUACUACUCAUGGAUACCCAAGGUGCCUUUGAUAGCCAAUCCACUAUCAAAGACUGUGCAACAGUUUUUGCCCUGAGCACCAUGACGAGCUCUGUCCAGGUAUACAACUUGUCUCAGAAUAUUCAGGAAGAUGACCUUCAACACUUGCAGUUGUUUACAGAAUAUGGAAGACUAGCUAUGGAAGAAAUCUACCAAAAGCCGUUUCAGACAUUAAUGUUCUUAAUUAGAGACUGGAGUUAUCCUUAUGAACAUGCAUAUGGCUUGGAAGGAGGAAAAAAGUUCCUAGAGAAAAGAUUGCAGGUAAAGCAAAACCAACAUGAAGAGCUACAGAAUGUAAGGAAGCAUAUUCACUCCUGUUUCAGUAAUCUUGGGUGUUUCCUGUUGCCCCACCCUGGUCUUAAAGUUGCAACAAAUCCAAAUUUUGAUGGGAGAUUGAAUGAUAUAGAUGAGGAUUUUAAGAAUGAACUGCGGAAUUUGAUACCAUUACUGCUUGCCCCUGAAAACUUGGUAGAAAAAGAGAUUAGUGGAUCCAAGGUGACCUGUAGAGAUCUUGUAGAAUACUUCAAGGCUUACAUUAAAAUCUAUCAAGGAGAGGAGCUACCUCAUCCGAAAUCUAUGCUGCAGGCAACAGCUGAGGCGAACAAUCUUGCUGCUGUGGCAGGAGCAAAAGACUUAUAUAGCAAAGGCAUGGAGCAGGUGUGUGGGGGAGAUAAGCCUUACAUUGCCCCGUCGGACCUCGAGCAGAAGCACCAGGAUUUCCGAGAGAGCGCCAUCCGGCAGUUCCGCUCCGUCAAGAAGAUGGGAGGGGAGGAGUUCUGCCGGCGCUACCAGGAGCAACUGGAAGUGGAAAUCGAAGAGAUCUAUGCAAACUUUGUGAAGCACAACGAUGGCAAAAACAUCUUUUAUGCUGCUCGUACCCCUGCCACUCUAUUUGCAGUCAUGUUUGCCAUGUACAUAAUCUCAGGACUGACUGGGUUCCUUGGCAUGAACUCCAUAGCUGCCCUGUGUAAUCUCGUGCUGGGGAUGGCUCUUAUAUCUUUUUGUACUUGGGCAUACGUUAAGUACUCUGGGGAAUUCAGAGAAGUUGGAACAGCCAUUGAUCAGAUCGCUGAAGCUAUAUGGGAACAGGUGUUUUCCAAACUCUUUGAAGUCCUUAGACGCCGAACGGUUCGUCGUGCUCUUACAUCAGUGCCGCGACAGCGACUCUCAUCCAACAAUAACAAGAAGAAAAACUAGCCAGUAUUUUUAACUUUCUUUCUGUAUCUGAAGUGUUCACACUUACACAUAUAGGACAAUAAGCUGGACCGUCUGGGCCGGUCUGCAUAAAUGCUGUAACCAUACCAGACUGAUGCUGCAUAUGGGGUAUGGAAUUGCACAUCCAUCUUCUAGGAACUGUAAAGUGGUUUGAAUUCAGUGAAAUACUGCUGUGUAGGAGGGGUAUCACUUGUGUCCAUAGCAUGUGACUGCUUUAACCUCAUUACUCUAGCAGCAAAAUUCAUUUCUCUUUCAGUUCAUGCCUCUUUGUGUCAGACUUCAUCAUUCUAAGUUUUUUCAUGAUUUCAAGUCUCAUCUCUUUAUAUGAUUUUAUAUCUUAUUUUCCUUGGUUCCCUCAUUUUCUUGUUUCUUUUGCACAUUUCUCAUUCCACAGGUGUUGAAGCCCAUGAGUGAUAAUUUGAUGGAGGAUCAUAUGAGGCAGUCUGUAAAAAACUCUAUCAAAGCAGGCCUGACCGAGCAGGUGGCUCACCAUGCCAGACUAAAGACAGACUGACAGUUCGUCUCCUCUUCAACUCUGCCCUUUUCAUCCUAGACAUGCUUGCUGUACCAUGAGAACUCGAUAAUAAUAAAAAAUAAAUAAAAAUAAACCAAAGUUUACAAUCAACUGUAGAAGUAGUUUAGUGUGAUCGGCUUCACAGAUUGCUGCCAUCACCGGGGAAGAGUUACAUUUGUCAGUGCUCAGCUUCUCAGACAAACUGGUGCCAUGGAGCCCGCUGGGGUGGGAGGGAGUGGCUCAGUUUUACCUAGUCCUGGUGCCCCGUGUUUGGGGGAGGGAGGGGGAGCUUCCCCAGCGUUGUGAGUCCGUGCAGGCUCUGGCUUACGGCGGGAACCUGUCCCCUGCAGCAGCUGACUUCAGGGAAGUGUCAUGGUCAGCCCCUCUCCAGCUGUGCUCUCCCCCGCUGUCCCCAGCUCGGCACCGCCCUCGCCUGCUGCCGCGAGUGUUUUGUGCGCGGCCGGUGGAGCCGUCGGAGCAGCCACUCCAUUGCAACGCGUCUCUUGCUUUCUUGCCUUUUACCAGUGUUACACAGAUGCAUGUGCUGGUUCCCCACGCAGAACUGGGGUGUCAGGGAGGCAGUGGCUCAGCACGGAGGGUGUCUUGCCUUGAACUCGCAGACCUGGUCCCGAGGGAGGUGCAUAUCGGAACUGAGCUGUCUUUUUCUGCAGUUUAGCCUUCAUGUAUAUAAUAUUGCCAUUAAUUCUACUGGGGAAGAAAUUCCAUCCAAAAAUGUUGCCUACAGCUACCAAGCAAUGAGUUAGGAUUGUCUGUACAGUGUGUUUAGUUUUUAUUUUUUAAGAAAUCACAGAUAGGGCAUGUAUAUGAAAUAUAAAUAUAUAAAUACGAUUUUGUAUCAAAGUUUUGUAGUUUAUGGCAAAACCUGGUUCUGUGGUAGCUAAGUGCAGUUCCUGUAAAGGAAUGUUUGUGGCUCAUGUAAAUGUGUGAAUGCAUCAACAAUUUGAAGUUUUUUGAUAUAUUUGUGAUAUUUACCUGCCUUGAGCACUGCAAUCUCUCACCCCCUUGGAAAAAUCAAUGGGAAUGUUUGUUGUGAAACUCUUGUCUUCUGUUGCAUUUUAAAGUUAUUUCCUGUAAUUUAUUUUCAGUACAUGAUUAAAAUCAGUUGUGUAUAUAUGAAA